Molecule: messenger RNA, 1536 nt
Organism: Papilio machaon (common yellow swallowtail)
Lineage: Eukaryota; Metazoa; Arthropoda; Insecta; Lepidoptera; Papilionidae
Product: gastrula zinc finger protein XlCGF46.1
Exons: 2
Coding region: 70-1308 (412 amino acids)
Biological process (GO): regulation of transcription by RNA polymerase II
Cellular component (GO): nucleus
Molecular function (GO): RNA polymerase II cis-regulatory region sequence-specific DNA binding; DNA-binding transcription factor activity; zinc ion binding
Source: RefSeq, a predicted model, not a curated record
UACGUUUUAAUUUAAAGUUAAAAUGAAUAGUUUUUUCCUGUGCUUUAUUAUUUAAGAUUAUUCUGUUAAAUGUUUUCUGAAAUGGAGCUAUCAACAUUAAUUUUACCCCAGAAUAUUUGCCGAACUUGUCUUGCUGAAUCAGAUUCCUCGACGUUUAUGAGUGUACAAGAUUUAAUUGAACAUGAGAUGAACAAAAUUAAACUGAUAGAUAUAUUAAUAUUUUUAAAUUGUGUAGAAAAUAACGAUGAGGAAAACUGGCCUCAAGGGAUGUGUUCAUCUUGUGUUUGCACUGCUCUGCUGUCUUACAACUUUAAAAUUAAUUGUUUAAAAGCUAAUAUGACUUUAUCGCAAUUAUUUACUGUUCAAGCUAGCACUUCAAGCCUACAACAUUCCGACAUGGAUUCUAUUGAUAUAAAUGUUGUUUAUCAGGAUCAUGAGUACGAUACGCCGCUAUUUACAAAUCACCCAGUUCUUGAUUUUGAAAAUGUUUCAGUUAACAAAGAAUUAACACCUUUACCUCCCGUGACUGAAAUAACAUCGACUGAGCAUCCACCGCGGAAAGAAGGCGAUAAAAAAUACUCUUGCACUCUGUGCCCUAAAUCGUUUACGAGAAUUUACGGAUUACGUUACCACAUGGCGAAGCACAGGGGAAUUCUUAGAUUCCUUUGCCCAAAAUGUGGUAAACGCUUUCACACAGCUAAUGGCUUGAGGCAGCACUUAUUGUCACAUAAAGAAAUUCCACAAUUUAAGUGUGGAUUUUGCAAUAAGACAUAUAGAUCGCGACAAUCUUUAAAGGGACAUUUUAGAGUUGCUCAUUCAAGUAAUCAGAAAUCAUUUGUUUGUGUUACAUGUGAUAAAAAAUUUAGUGCUAAAUCCAGUUUAAUGAAGCACAUUAAAAUUCAUAAUGGAAUCAAGGAGUAUCCUUGCCCCGACUGUCCAAAAACAUAUACUCGAGCAUCUUACUUGCGAGUUCAUAGCUUGGUACAUACAGGCCAAGAGCGCCCACGGCCUUUUAAAUGUAAAUUCAAUGAAUGCGGUAGAAGUUUUCCAACAAAACAGUCCUUGAAAGUGCAUAUUGCUCAUACGCAUUCAUCUGAGAGACCCUACAAGUGUGAUAUUUGUUCUAAAGGUUUUCCUACAUCAUCUGGUUUAAAGGUACACAAAGAAUCACACUCAAAUGUGGAUACUAGCUGUGAAAUCUGUGGCAAAAAAUUCAUUAAUAAGAGGGUUUUGCAAAAGCAUAUGAAAGUGCAUUAUGUUAAUGAUGAUCUGAUCCUAGAAACUGUUGUUGAUUUUUUCAAUGAUUAAAUUAAGUAAAGAUAUAAUUGGCUAAGUAAUUAAAGCUUUUCUUUAUAUAUAGGCUGUUUGAAUCUUAUUGGCGGCUUAAGAUCAGCAGUGCGCUAUGCAAAUAUUUCCCCAUCCCCUUAAACCCUGUUAGACUACACCUAAUACCUAAAAUAGUGUUUUGAGCAGUGACUCAUGCAAGGUUCCAAGCUGCCAAAAUAUUUAAUAACCUAAAUUACAAUUACAAUUUUA